Molecule: messenger RNA, 712 nt
Organism: Bombyx mandarina (wild silkworm)
Lineage: Eukaryota; Metazoa; Arthropoda; Insecta; Lepidoptera; Bombycidae
Gene: RagA-B
Product: Ras-related GTP binding A/B
Biological process (GO): positive regulation of TORC1 signaling; cellular response to starvation; negative regulation of autophagy
Cellular component (GO): lysosome; nucleus; Gtr1-Gtr2 GTPase complex
Molecular function (GO): GTPase activity; GTP binding
Source: RefSeq, a predicted model, not a curated record
UCAAUGAACAGAGGAAAACUACGCCUCCUGUUUUAAUUUUAAUAUAGAAAUUUUAAUUAUCUACCCGUAACAUACAUCGAAGUGGUCAUAACGAAGUUUGUUCUAGACGAUUCAUAACUGUUAACUCGCAUACAAGUUAACAUAACAUUGAGAGUUAGCAAAAAUCAAAAACAAAGAUUUGAACCCCUGACCUAGAACAUUUUUUUCCAAAAUGAAGAAAAAGGUACUAUUAAUGGGAAAAAGUGGUUCUGGUAAAACCAGUAUGAGGUCUAUCAUAUUCGCCAAUUAUAUAGCAAGGGAUACAAGACGCCUCGGAGCAACAAUUGACGUUGAACAUUCACAUGUCCGUUUCCUCGGUAAUUUGGUUCUCAACUUAUGGGAUUGUGGUGGUCAGGAAGCUUUCAUGGAAAACUAUUUUGCAUCACAAAGAGACAAUAUAUUCAGGAAUGUUGAAGUUCUGAUAUAUGUUUUUGAUGUAGAAAGUCGUGAAAUGGAAAAAGAUAUGCAUUACUACCAGUCUUGUCUUGAGGCGAUUUUACAGAACUCUCCAGAAGCCAGGAUAUUCUGUUUAGUACACAAAAUGGACUUAGUGGCAGAAGAACAAAGAGAAGAAAUAUUCAGAGCAAGGGAAGAAGAUUUAAAAGGGCUUUCCAAACCAUUAGAAUGCACUUGCUUUAGGACCAGUAUCUGGGAUGAGACAUUGUAUAAGUAA